Lachancea meyersii CBS 8951 is the source of this 1011-nucleotide messenger RNA. NCBI's taxonomy places the organism in Eukaryota, Fungi, Ascomycota, Saccharomycetes, Saccharomycetales, Saccharomycetaceae. The record is from the annotation of a GenBank genome assembly.
AUGACCAAAGUUACCGUUCUGGGAGCUGCUGGAGGCAUUGGACAGCCACUGUCCCUGCUGCUUAAGAUGUCGCCGUUUGUGUCGACCCUAGCGCUGUACGAUUUGAGACUGGCGCCAGGCGUGGCACGCGAUUUGUCGCAUAUCAAUACCAACUCCAAGUGCAAGGGCUUCGACAAGGAAAACCUUCCAGCGGCACUGGAAGGUGCUCAUGUGGUGGUGAUCCCAGCUGGCGUGCCCAGAAAGCCUGGCAUGACCCGUGACGAUCUUUUCAAGAUCAACGCAGGCAUCGUGGCGAACCUGGUGGCUGCAACCGCAAAACAUGCGCCCAACGCACGCAUUUUGAUCAUUUCGAACCCGGUCAAUUCUACCGUGCCCGUGGCGUGCGAAACGCUGAAGCGUUCGGGUUCUUUCCAGCCGGGCAAGGUGAUGGGUGUGACCACAUUAGACGUGGUUCGCGCGCAGACUUUUCUCAGCGACGCUUUGGGCGGCGACAGCUACAGCCGCGAGUCCAUGAAACGCCAUGUCACCGUUGUUGGAGGCCACUCGGGCUCCACGAUCGUGCCGCUAAUCACGGACUCCAAGCUGCGUGCAAAGCUUGUAAAUCGACGUCUCUACGACGCGUACGUUCACCGAGUGCAGUUUGGCGGUGACGAGGUGGUCGAGGCCAAGCAGGGCGCCGGGUCCGCCACGCUCUCAAUGGCACUAGCCGGCUUCCACUUCACGAACCAGGUUUUGCGUAGCAUUCACUUGGAACCUUUGGACGUUGCACCAUUACCUGCAUUCGUUUAUUUACCGGGCAUUGAAGGCGGCCGCGAGCUUCAGGCCAAGCUCCAAACGCAAGCCGAAUAUUUUGCAGCGCCCGUGCAACUCUCGCGCGGCGACGUGGCCCGGGUCGAGUCGCAAUGGCUGGAAAAUAUUACGGACGCGGAGAAAAAGUCACUGGCAACGUGCUUAGGCGAACUCGAUACCAAUAUCCAAAAGGGCCGGAGGUUUGUGCAGAGUAAGUUGUGA